AUGAGAUAUCUGGUUAAUGGCAAAGAAUACUUUUUUGAUCGUAAUGGCGAAAUGUUUUAUUAUAUAUUGGAAUUCUAUCGAACCGGAAAGCUUUUAUGUCCUAUCGGAUCUUAUAUAAAACUUGAAAAAGAACUUAGUUACUUUCAAAUUCCUUUUGAUAAAUCAGAGUUAGCUUUAGAAGCUUCUACAAAAGCAGUUGAUCGAUUCAUUUUGUGCCUUAAAAAAUUGAUCAUUAGCUAUUGUGAAAAUUUUCAUGACAAUAUUAUUUUAUAUAUUGCUAAAUCGGGCGUUUCCAUGCGUACUAAAAAUUUUUGUCCAUUACUUUUUUCAGAUAAUCUUAUUGAAAGAUGUACUUACCAAAUUCUGGUUAAACUAGAAAAACAGAUUGGAGAACAUCUAGUUAAAACUUUUUCCGAAUUGGAAUUAAUGUGGAACUGUGAACCAAAUUAUUCUGGUUUUCUAAUCACUAUAACAUUUUCGAUUAAAAAACUUUUUCAAUUCAAAAAUACGCAAAAUUCCGUCUCAUCUCUCAUCUUAGAUAAUAUUUCUGAAGAAAAAAUUAUUUUAAAUGUUGGUGGCAAAAAGUAUGAAACUUUUCGAUCAAUUCUUACUGCUCAGCCAAAGACUCUACUUGGAGUGAUGUUUCAAGAUCGAAAUAAUUGCAUGAGACAUCCAGUUAAUGGGAAUGAAUAUUUCUUUGAUCGUAAUAGUGAAAUAUUUGCUUAUAUCAUGGAAUUUUAUCAAACUGGAAAGAUUCCAUGGUUCAUUUUCGACACAACAAAAAUCAUUUAUAAGCAACUUGAAGAAGAACUUGAUUACUUUCAAAUUCCUAUUAAUAAGUCAACUAUAUUUUGUUCGUUGGCUUUAGAAGGUGCUGCAAGCACAUUUAAACAAUUUAUUUUGGCCUUUGAAGAAUUGAUUAUUCAGCAUUGUGAAAAUUUUAGAAGCGAAAUUUCAUUAACUAUUAGACCUGGAUCGAUUCUUGUAGAUGAUCGUGAAUCUUCCCUUUCAAUUGAACGUUUCAAAAUGAAUGCUUAUAAUAUCUUAAUUGAGAAAGAAAAGCAAAUUGGUUAUCAUUUAUCCAAGACUUUUUGCAAACUAGGACUAGAAUGGAAAUUUGAGAAAUCUGAACGAAAACAUUACGGCAUUGAACAACUAUUAGAGAUUUUUAUUUCUUUUUCAAUUAGAAUAGGUUGA
Messenger RNA from Racocetra fulgida, 1197 nucleotides. The record is from the annotation of a GenBank genome assembly. Lineage: Eukaryota; Fungi; Glomeromycota; Glomeromycetes; Diversisporales; Gigasporaceae.